CAGACUACUGCUUGUCGACUGAUCGCGAGGGCUGCGUGUCCCGGGUCUCAUCCACGACAUGGCUUCCAGCCUGAAGUCAUCCAAGGAAUUGAUUGUUUUCUUAGGAAAAUCGAUGAUUGCUUUUGUGGAGCUUUUGAUUUUCACCAUCAUCCCCAAACCACGGAAGAAUGUUGCUGGUGAAAUCGUGCUCAUCACUGGAGCUGGGAGCGGACUGGGAAGGCUCUUGGCCCUCCGAUUUGCCCGCCUUGGAUCCGUGCUGGUUCUCUGGGAUAUCAACAAGGAGGGGAACGAGGAAACGUGCAGGAUGGUGCGGGAAGCUGGAGCCACGAGAGUUUAUGCCUACACUUGCGACUGCAGCCAAAAGGAAAACAUAUACAGAGUGGCCAAGCAGGUUAAAAAAGAAGUUGGCGAUGUCUCCAUCCUAAUCAACAAUGCCGGAGUCGUGACAGGCCAAAGUUUCCUCGACUGCCCAGAUGAGUUGAUAGAAAAGUCUUUCAAUGUGAAUUUUAAAGCACAUUUAUGGACUUACAAAUCCUUUCUUCCUGCUAUGAUCGCUAAUGAGCAUGGACAUUUGGUUUGCAUUUCAAGUAUGGCUGGAUUAAUUGGAGUGAAUAAACUGGCAGAUUACUGUGCAAGUAAAUUUGCAGCCAUUGGAUUUGCUGAAUCUGUAUUUAUGGAAAUAGUAGUCAAGAAACUAAAGGGGAUCAAAACCACUAUUGUGUGCCCAUUUUUUAUAAAAACUGGAAUGUUUGAAGGUUGUUCUACUGCCCAUCCUUUCCUGUUACCCCUUCUGGAACCAGACUAUGUAGCUGACAAGAUAGUAGAUGGCAUCCUGAAAGACAAAAUAUACUUAAAUGUGCCAAAGUUUAUAUCCUUCCUAUUGUUCUUAAAAAGUAUCUUGCCUACCAAGAUGACAGUGCUUAUGGCUGACUAUAUGGGCGCUUUUAAUAUGAUGGACACCUUUGUUGGCAAGAACAAGAAAAACUAAAGACCAACUCAAUGGCUGAUAGCCAGCAUUCC
This is a messenger RNA of Enhydra lutris kenyoni (northern sea otter), 1020 nucleotides long. RefSeq names its product short chain dehydrogenase/reductase family 16C member 5 (gene SDR16C5). Gene Ontology annotation, molecular function: all-trans-retinol dehydrogenase (NAD+) activity. The record is from RefSeq and is a predicted model, not a curated record. Gene Ontology annotation, cellular component: lipid droplet. NCBI's taxonomy places the organism in Eukaryota, Metazoa, Chordata, Mammalia, Carnivora, Mustelidae. The transcript is spliced from 7 exons. Bases 59 to 988 code for a protein of 309 amino acids. Gene Ontology annotation, biological process: retinal metabolic process; retinol metabolic process.